Lathyrus oleraceus (garden pea) is the source of this 1632-nucleotide messenger RNA. RefSeq lists its product as uncharacterized. The transcript is spliced from 2 exons. The coding region runs from base 507 to 1172 and encodes 221 amino acids. The record is from RefSeq and is a predicted model, not a curated record. Lineage: Eukaryota; Viridiplantae; Streptophyta; Magnoliopsida; Fabales; Fabaceae.
AACAACAGCUAAUUGAUGUUUCUUGUUUGUUUAGUGAAUUACUUCCUAUACUAACAUGUGAUAUACUAUAAGGUGUUGCUCUACAGAUAUUUAUGUUUUUGGCUUUUUGCAACAUGCUGGUUGGCAUGAUGGCUCCACUCAAAGAUAUUGGACAACCUCCACUGACUCCACUGAAAGUCUAACAAACUCUAAUAAUUUUUCCUACAGAGUUUGAGUUAUUACUAUCGGUGGUGUUUUAGAGAUGAUUGAAAAAUAUUUUAGUUUUUUUUAUCUUUCCGUUUUUGCUUACACUUAUUUGGUUUAUAAAUGAUAAUCUCGCUUUAUUUAUAGGAUUUAGCAGGAGAGUUUUACUUACAUCUAUAUUUUAUUUUAGAUAUAAGAUUCCAUUCCGUCAAAUUCAUAAAACACAACGUUUGCAUCAAAGCUUGAAGAUCCUCAAUUCCAACUAACAAAUUCAUCAAAGAAAAAUUUCAGAGGAUUUAAAAACAUUCACAUAAAUUAAAACAAUGUCUUCUUGGUCAGCAGAAAAUGCCAUCAAAGCCUAUCUCAGCACUUUGAAAAUAGAUCAAAAGGCAAAAGAACCAUCUGUGGCUGAAUUUAUAUCAGCAUUAGCAGCUGGAAACAAUGCACAAUUAAUGGUUGUUGCUUGUGCUGCUGCAGCUGAUUCAACUACACUUGCACUUAUUGCUGCUGCUAAUCAAACUAAUGGAAAUGUGGUUUGCAUUGUUCCCAACCAUGAAGAUCUAAUUGCAUCCAAGAAUUUCCUAGGAGUAGCUGCUAAUCAAGUUAAGUUAAUGGUUGGAAAAGAAGCACAAGGAUUAGAUGUAGUAAACAAAGGUGAUUUUGUGGUAAUUGAUUGUAAUCUCGUGAGCCAUGAAGAGAUUGUGAAAUUAGUACAAAUUGGCGAUGGUAAUAAGCAAAAUGGUAUAGUUGUUGUUGGUUACAAUGCUUUUGGUUGUGAAAGGUCAUGGAGAUCAUGUGGAUCAAAAACUCAAUUGCUUCCUAUUGGAGAAGGGUUGCUGGUGACAAGAUUUGGAGAAACCAAUGCUAUUAGUCAUGAAAAUGGAUCUGGAAUGAAUAAGAGUGUUCGAAGUCGGUGGAUUAUGAAGGUCGAUAAAUGUACCGGUGAAGAACAUGUAUAUAGAGUCAGACCUUCACAAGGAGUGAUGUAGAGAUUUAGUUAUAUGGUUAAUUUCGGUGUGAAAGGAAUCAGAAAUUUCCGUAGUCACAAGAUCUGGACUAUUGGAUAAAAAUAUAACUGAGUCCUGCUUCUAUUUUGAUGAUUCAAAUCGAGUGUUCAAAAUCCAGUUUUAGAACAAAAGUGGUUCAAUCUUGAUUUAACACUUCAGAUCAAUAAUCACCAUAUUGCAGAGAAAACAUAUCUCUCAAGUUGCAACCACUACAAGAUAAUCUUGCAGCUAGUGAACUAUUGCUCCAUUUAAUUUUUUGGAGAAAAAGAAAAAUAAAUUUUGGUUAUAUUGUAAGGCACCUAAGAGUUAGUCUUAUUUUAAAUUGAGAGAGAUAAAAAUGCAAUUUUUAUAAAUUCUUGCUCAAACUAUAUUGUUCUUGUCUUCUUUGAAUGAAAAGUUUAUAACAGCCUGUUCCAACAUGGGUUAUCAAUUACAGAAACAA